This is a messenger RNA of Fusarium verticillioides 7600, 1047 nucleotides long. RefSeq lists its product as hypothetical. Gene Ontology annotation, cellular component: cytosol. Gene Ontology annotation, biological process: proteolysis. Lineage: Eukaryota; Fungi; Ascomycota; Sordariomycetes; Hypocreales; Nectriaceae. The coding region runs from base 132 to 884 and encodes 250 amino acids. The record is from RefSeq and is a predicted model, not a curated record. Gene Ontology annotation, molecular function: pyroglutamyl-peptidase activity. The transcript is spliced from 4 exons.
GUGUCCUCACUCAGCUUACCCAUGGAGGGUCAUUUGGUAUUUAUAGUAUAUCAAGAAGACCAGAUUAUCCUCCUUCUCUCCAUCCUCCUGGUCGCUAGUUUAUUCUAUCGUAGAUAUAGUCUCGACGCAUAAUGGGUUCGCAGAUUGGAGACCCCGAUGAGAUUACUGUGCUUGUCACAGGGUUUGGUCCGUUCAGAGAACAGUAUCCCAUUAACCCCUCAUGGGAGAUCGCCAACAGCUUGCCUUUAUAUCUUCCUCCGCUACGAGCCAAGAACCCUAACUCGAGGCAUGCGGCUGUUGUUCUGCCAAAGGUACGCAUCGUGGUGCACCCCGAGCCUAUCCGUGUCAAUUACCGGGUCGUGAGAGGCCUUGUGCCGUCUUUUCAUGACACGCCACAGAAGUUUGACAUUGUCAUUCACAUUGGAAUGGCUGGUCCUCGACCAUUCUAUUCCAUUGAGAGGAGAGGUCACCGUGACGGGUACAAGCAUCCGGAUGUCGAUGGCGAAUACAUAGACGGAGAAGAAGAGAGAGAAAGUCCUGACUGGCCGUGGCGAGGCCUUCCAGAGGAGAUUGAGACGGAGCUGAGCCUCGACGAAAUACUCCCUUUGUGGCAGGGGCACAGUUCGGAGGCGGAUCUGCGCAUAUCGGAAGACGCAGGCCACUUUAUGUGCGACUUCAUAUACUACUCAAGUCUGUCUGAGCUGUGGAAACUGCAGAGACCCAGAAAGACCCUGUUUCUCCAUGUCCCAGCCGAUGCUUCGCCUACGAGUGUUGCAAAGGGGAGGGAACUGACAUUAAACCUUAUUCGAUCAGUUGUUGAGAGUGAAAUGAUUGCAAAGAACAAGCUUCUGACGAGUAAGACUGCUGGCGAGGAAGAAUUGUGAUGUGGUUCUCAAGGCGUGGGAUGGAUCAUUAACAGGAGUUGUCAGCAUAUUUUCAUUGUUAUAUGAAUUUACAUCAAUUUCUUUGAGUUUCUGCUUGUUAUUUAGCUCUAGAGGAUACAUAGUAGCAUCACAGAAAUAUCAAUUUGACAAUGUUUAAUAAUGG